AUGACAGUUCUAUCUCUUAUGAAAUAUUUGAUGUUUGUGUUCAAUGGACUAGUGUUUGUCGCUGGCAUCUCUCUCCUGUGCGUGGGCAUUUGGGUGAUUGCUGAUCCUGAAGGAGUCCGGAAUGUCAUCUCUAGCUCAUACCUCAGUGCAGGGGUUUUCCUUAUCAUCUUUGUAGGAGUGGCACUUUCAUUCCUUGGUUUCUUGGGCUGUUAUGGAGCCAUCGCUCGAAACAGGAAAGUGUUGUUGCUUUUCUUUCUGCUGAUACUGCUUGUGUUCACUGUGGAAAUUGUAGCUGCUAUACUCAUUCACAUCCAUGGACAAAAGAUACGAGAUGAUUUUUUGCUGACUCAGCUACAGCAGAAUUACCAAGGAGAUAACAGCUCUGAUGUGUUCUCCAGAACUUGGAACACAUUAAUGAUCAUGUUUGCAUGUUGUGGCAUUUCAGGACCUGAUGAUUUUCAGGAGUGCUCCUCUUUCCGGGAGAAGCAGCCGGAUGACUUGUGGCCUCACGCCUGCUGCACUCAUGCCAGCUUCAAAAAGAGGACUCAGCCUCUGGACUUGAACCACUGUAAACAACGAGAUCCUAUAUUUAUCAAUAGCCAGGGUUGUUUCUCCACAAUUGCCAGGAUAUUGAAGAAAUAUGUCUCCAUCACUGAAGGCUGUUGUUUUGGAGUCAUAGCCAUUGAGAUGUUUGCCAUGUUCUUUUCAUGUUGCCUCUACCGCUACUUUGACUGAAAACACCUGCUUGGCUCUGAGGAAACAGAUCAUAUGGCAAAUGAAUUACCUGUGGAUACAGCAUUGAAUUGUUCAAUCAAACCAGAAAUAUUAGCCUCCAAACCAAGGUUGGGCAGCUGCACCAGGGAUGGUAGCCAGUUUUUACCGUUGUGUCCCCGCCACCCUAAAGUUGCACCAGUUUUCAUUAAGCUUUAUUUCUGUCACUUUUAGCUUUGAUUUAGCUUUAUUUUUAGCUGACUUUCAGUUUUCUCUAA
Anolis sagrei ordinatus is the source of this 989-nucleotide messenger RNA. RefSeq names its product tetraspanin-18-like. Gene Ontology annotation, cellular component: plasma membrane. The record is from RefSeq and is a predicted model, not a curated record. NCBI's taxonomy places the organism in Eukaryota, Metazoa, Chordata, Lepidosauria, Squamata, Anolidae.